This is a messenger RNA of Lontra canadensis (Northern American river otter), 969 nucleotides long. Its product is annotated as olfactory receptor 7A10-like. The record is from RefSeq and is a predicted model, not a curated record. Gene Ontology annotation, cellular component: membrane. The coding region runs from base 1 to 969 and encodes 322 amino acids. NCBI's taxonomy places the organism in Eukaryota, Metazoa, Chordata, Mammalia, Carnivora, Mustelidae. The transcript has a single exon. Gene Ontology annotation, molecular function: olfactory receptor activity; G protein-coupled receptor activity. Gene Ontology annotation, biological process: G protein-coupled receptor signaling pathway.
AUGGGACCAGGCAAUGAUACCCACAUUUCAGGAUUUCUUCUUCUGGGAUUAUCAAAUGAUCCAGAACUGCAGCCCCCCAUAUUUGGGCUUUUCCUCUUCAUGUACCUGAUCACUGUGUUUGGAAACCUGCUCAUAAUCCUGGCUGUCAGCUCCGACUCCCACCUCCACACACCUAUGUACUUCUUCCUUGCCAAUUUGUCCUUUGUAGACAUCUGUGUCACCUCCACCAUCAUCCCAAAGAUGUUGGUGAAUAUACAGACACAGAGCAAAAUUAUAACCUAUACAGAAUGCAUCAGCCAAAUCUGUUUUUCCACACUCUUUUCAGGCUGGGACAAUUUUCUCCUGGCUGUAAUGGCUUAUGACCGCUUUGUGGCCAUCUGCCACCCACUGCACUACAUGGUCACCAUGAAGACCCUGCUCUGUGUACUGCUGGUUAUGGUGUCCUGGAUCAUGAGUGUCCUGAAUUCCUUGUUACAAAGCUUGAUGGUGUUGCGGCUUUCCUUCUGUUCAGAGGUGGAAAUCCCCCACUUUUUCUGUGAACUUCAUCAGAUGAUCCAACUUGCCUGUUCUGAUACCUUUCUUAAUGACAUAGUAAUGUAUGUUUCAGCUAUGUUGCUGGCUGGUGGUCCCCUUGCUGGGAUACUUUACUCCUACUCAAAGAUUAUUUCCUCCAUAUGUAGAAUCUCAUCAGUUCAGGGUAAGUACAAAGCAUUUUCCACCUGUGCAUCUCACCUCUCAGUUGUCUCCUUAUUUUAUUUUACAGUCCUGGGAGUGUACUUUAGCUCUGCUAUUACCCAGAGCUCCCAUGCAACUGCAGUAGCCUCAGUGAUGUACACUGUGGUCUCACCCAUGCUGAACCCCUUCAUCUACAGCCUGAGGAACAGAGACAUAAAGGAGGCUCUAAUGAGAUUCUUCAAGAUGGAAGCUCUAAAAGGAACAAGUGUCUUGGUGGUGAAGAAGUGCCCUUGA